Messenger RNA from Chaetomium globosum CBS 148.51, 1320 nucleotides. RefSeq lists its product as uncharacterized. The transcript has 3 exons. Gene Ontology annotation, biological process: transmembrane transport. The record is from RefSeq and is a predicted model, not a curated record. The coding region runs from base 1 to 1320 and encodes 439 amino acids. Gene Ontology annotation, molecular function: transmembrane transporter activity. NCBI's taxonomy places the organism in Eukaryota, Fungi, Ascomycota, Sordariomycetes, Sordariales, Chaetomiaceae. Gene Ontology annotation, cellular component: membrane.
AUGCCGUCGAGUUCGGCGAGAUUGAUGCAAGGGCCAGCGGGAGGGGAAGGUCACAGCCGUGGUGAUGGCGGCGCUGGGUGGCCGGCUUCACCGUCUUCGUCCUCGUCUUCGGGGGCGGUGGUAGCGGGGGGGUCGGGGUCACGGCCGGGCAGGCGGCUGACUCCUGAUACCGGGUCGGAGGACGAAUAUGAGGAUGGUGAUGAAGAAGGUGAUGAUGGUGAGGAGGAGAAGGACGAUGAGGAUGAGGAAGACGGGCUUCGGGGUAGGGUGAAAGGGAGGUCUGAUGAGGAGGAAGCGAGGUCGUCGGAUGAACGCCCGCGGCGGCCUCGGCGGCGACGGCAGCUGUAUACCGCCGAGGAAGAGCAAGCUGUCGUGCGCAAGUUUGACCGGAAGUUGGUGGUGUUUGUUGCUCUGCUGUAUAUGCUAAGCUUCCUGGACCGCUCGAACAUUGGCAACGCCCGUGUCGCCGGCAUGGACGACGAUUUGCAGUCUGUGCCGCCCCGCGAGGGCUGGUACGAGUGGGCGCUUGGUGCCUUUUACAUCGCCUACAUCGUCUUCGAGUGGAUGGCGCUCCUUUGGCGGAUUAUACCGGCGCACAUCUACGUGGCGGCGCUGGUCAUGUCAUGGGGCGUGAUAGCCUCGCUGCAGGCCGUGGCUGUCAACUACCCCAUGCUCAUCUUCUUGCGGUUUCUGCUGGGUAUUGGAGAGGCGGGCUUUACGGGCGUACCGUUCUACUUGUCCUUCUUUUUCAAGCGGGACGAACUGGCGUUUAGGACGGCGAUGUUCGUAUCGGCCGCUCCUCUAGCAACCUCCUUCGCCGCCUCUCUCGCCUGGCUGAUCGUCAGGCUCGCCGAGUACAGCCCCAUCGCCCCCUGGCGCCUGCUUUUCCUCAUCGAAGGCUUCCCCUCCGUCCUCGUCGCGGCCGUCGCCUAUCGCAUCAUCCCCGACUCGCCACAAACAGCCCCCUACCUCACAGCACGCGAAAAGAAAGUCGCCCGCCUGCGCCUCCAACCCUCCACCCCCCAAACAACCCCCACCACCAACCCCCCUUCAACCGCCACCCGCGACACCCCUCGCUGUCCUCACAGACCCCGCCGGCCUGGCUCACGGCACUCAUCUUUCAUCCUCACCAACAUGGCCUACUCCUCGCUCCCCGUCUUUCUCCCGACCAUCCUCACCGCCAUGGGCCACACACCGCUCCAAGCCCAAGCCCUCUCCGCACCGCCCUACCUCACCGCCUUCCUCCUCGUCCUCACCACCGCCUACGCCUCCGACGCGACGCACUCCCGCGCCCCCUCUCCUCAUCGCACCACGCCCUAG